AUGUCUACACUCGUCAAGUCCCCGAUGUCCACACUCGUCGAGCCCCCGAUGUCCACAGUCGUCGAGCCCCCGGUGGCCACACUCGUCGAGCCCCCGAUGUCCACAGUCGUCGAGCCCCCGAUGUCUACACUCGUCAAGUCCCCGAUGUCCACACUCGUCGAGCCCCCGAUGUCUACAGUCGCCGAUCCCUCAGUGUCUACAGUCGUCAAGCCCCCGGUGUCCACAGUCGUCCAGCCCCCGGUGUCUACAGUCGUCGAGCCCCUGGUGACCACAGUCGUCGAGCCCCCGGUGACCACAGUCGUCGAGCCCCCGGUGUCCACAGUCGUCGAGCCCCCGAUGUCUACACUCGUCAAGUCCCCGGUGUCCACAGUCGUCGAGCCCCCGAUGUCUACACUCGUCGAGCCCCCGGUUUCUAGUCAUCGAGCCCCCGGUGUUCACAGUCGUCGAGCCCCCGGUGUCCACAGUCGUCGAGCCCCCGAUAUCUUCACUCGUCAAGUCCCCGGUGUCCACAGUCGUCCAGCCCCCGGUGUCCACAGUCGUCGAGCCCCGAUGUCUACAGUCGUCGAGCCCCCGAUGUCUACACUCGUCAAGCCCCCGGUGUUCACAGUCGUCCAGCCCCUGGUGACCACAGUCGUCGAGCCCCCGAUGUCUACACUCGUCAAGUCCCCGAUGUCCACACUCGUCGAGCCCCCGAUGUCUACAGUCGCCGAUCCCUCAGUGUCUACAGUCGUCAAGCCCCCGGUGACCACAGUCGUCGAACCCCCGAUGUCUACAGUCGUCGAGCCCCCGGUGUCCACAGUCGUCGAGCCCCCGAUGUUCACAGUCGUCGAACCCCCGUUGUCCACAGUCGUCGAGCCCCCGGUGUCUACAGUCGUCGAGCCCCCGGUGACCACAGUCGUCGAGCCCCCGGUGUCUAGUCGUCGAGCCCCCGGUGUUCACAGUCGCCCAGGCCCCGGUGACCACAGUCGUCCAGCCCCCCGGUGUCUACAGUCGUCCAGCCCCCGGUGA
This is a messenger RNA of Pecten maximus, 1008 nucleotides long. RefSeq names its product mucin-2-like. The record is from RefSeq and is a predicted model, not a curated record. The transcript has a single exon. NCBI's taxonomy places the organism in Eukaryota, Metazoa, Mollusca, Bivalvia, Pectinida, Pectinidae. Bases 1 to 1008 code for a protein of 335 amino acids.